ACAUUCCCUUUCCGAUUAGGAAAGGAGUUAGUGAUACAUCCUUGAUGUAGAAAAGGAUUACACAAAAACAAUAAUACUGGAAGUUAUACCAAGGCCACAGGAAUUACCUUUUUUUCUUUAAUUUUGUAUAUACUUGUCUGUAUUGUACGUUGGACUCGAACUCGUGGAUGGACGUAACUGGAGCCGGUGGGAUAUUAAGACUGUCGGACACCUUUUAGACCUACAAGUGAUGCGGUGUCCCAGGAGCGGGAUAACUGAUGCCUUUUGUGGUUGAAUUUCAAAGAAUCUUGAUAUUGAUACAAAUUAUACCAGACCCCCGUCAUACAUACACGCACACAUAGAUAAAAGAAAACUUAAGCGCAUCCAGGGACUACUAAAGCACUUUACUAGCUAACUUUUAAAAGUUAAGCGCACCAGAAAGAAAGACAAGACAAUUUACAACGCUUUUUACAAAGGUGUAACAUGUUUGCAAAGGAGUACGGCGUGUUAAGAAGCAGUCCCCCAAAUGGUGCUUGUAACCCGCUGGCCCCUACUGCCUCCUCCUAAGAGGGGGCGGCUUGGUAGAAGGUGUGUGAGGAGAGGACCUGCACGCGCACUUGUCGGUUACCCCAGGCUUUAAUCACUUGGUUUUCGUUUAUCCUGUGCUGAGAGAAGGUCGCGUGCUUCGGUUCGGCUGAUGUGGGCCACCCACGUGGGUGCUGGGUGUAAUCCUUGGAUGGUGCUGUUUGCUACUGAUCGCUAGCUUAAACUUGAUGGUGACGGGAAGCCUGGGUUUAUGUCAUCCUCUCCUCUGCUUGGGCUCCUCGGUCUCUAUGCACCCGGGAUACACCGCCCCUAGGAACUGCAGACUCCACACUGGAAGUUGGAAUGAACGGGGAAUUAGGAUCUAACUCUAACCAAAGGGAAAGUUUUACUUCAUGUUGGAUUGUUUUGGGACACGGAAGAGCACAACUUUCUAACACUGUGGAUUAUAAAAGCUGAUUAAACAACACACCUUGUGGAUUUCUACAGAGUCUGGAUCUUGUCUGGCUGUUUUCCGCAGCGUGCCUUUACAUUACGUAGGGUGCCUCUGUGUACAAUGACAGCGGAGUCCAUCACUUUUUACAUUUUUCUUGGGAUAGGAUGCCUUUGCUCAGGUUCUCGCCUUCGCCAGGAGGACUCCCCACCCCGUAUAGUAGAGCACCCUUCAGAUCUAAUAGUAUCCAAAGGGGAACCAGCAACUCUUAACUGCAAGGCUGAGGGCAAGCCCACUCCCACUAUCGAGUGGUAUAAAGAUGGGGAGCGAGUAGAAACUGAUAAAGAUGAUCCCCGCUCUCACCGAAUGCUGCUGCCUAGUGGAUCUUUAUUUUUCUUGCGCAUUGUACAUGGACGCAGGAGUAAACCUGAUGAAGGAAGUUAUGUCUGCGUGGCAAGGAACUAUCUGGGUGAAGCAGUGAGCCAUAAUGCAUCGCUGGAGGUAGCAAUUCUGCGCGAUGACUUCAGACAGAACCCUUCUGAUGUCAUGGUAGCAGCUGGAGAACCUGCAGUAAUGGAAUGCCAGCCCCCUCGAGGCCAUCCUGAGCCAACCAUCUCAUGGAAAAAGGAUGGUGCUCCUUUAGAUGACAAGGAUGAAAGAAUUACAAUCCGUGGAGGGAAACUCAUGAUAACUUAUACUCGGAAGAGUGAUGCUGGCAAGUACGUGUGCGUGGGUACCAACAUGGUUGGUGAACGCGAAAGCGAAGUAGCAGAACUCACUGUUCUAGAGAGGCCAACCUUUGUGAAGAGACCGAGUAAUCUGGCAGUUACCGUGGAUGACAGUGCUGAGUUCAAGUGUGAGGUCCGAGGUGAUCCCGUGCCUACUCUGCGAUGGAGGAAGGAUGACGGCGAGUUACCAAAGCAGAGGUAUGAGAUCCGAGAUGACCACACCUUGAAGAUCCGGAGAGUGACAGCAUCUGAUAUGGGUUCUUACACCUGUGUAGCAGAAAACAUGGUUGGAAAAGCAGAAGCUUCCGCAACUCUAACAGUUCAAGUUUUGUCUGAACCUCCCCAGUUUAUAGUAAAACCACGAGACCAGGUUGUUGCUGUGGGAAGAACUGUGACUUUUCAGUGUGAGGCAGCAGGAAACCCCCAGCCUGCUAUUUUUUGGCAGAGAGAGGGAAGUCAGAACCUGCUUUUUUCGUACCAGCCUCCUCAGCCUUCCAGUAGAUUCUCUGUCUCCCAGACUGGUGACCUCACUAUCACAAACGUGCAGCGAUCUGACGUGGGUUACUACAGUUGCCAGGCACUCAGCAUUGCAGGAAGCAUCAUAACUAAGGCCUACCUGGAAGUUACUGAUGUGAUUUCUGAUAGGCCUCCACCAGUAAUCCGCCAGGGCCCACUAAAUCAGACUGUUGCAGUGGAUGGGACCAUAUCGCUCAACUGCCUGGCCACAGGCACUCCUAUUCCCACAAUCCUCUGGAGGAAAGAUGGAAUACUGGUUACAACACACGAUUCUCGCAUUAAACAGCAAGAGACAGGAACGCUUCAAAUCCGCUAUGCAAAGCUGGGAGACAGCGGCAUGUACACCUGCCUGGCUUCAACUCCAAGUGGUGAGGCAUCGUGGAGUGCAUAUCUUGAGGUCCAAGAAUUUGGUGUUCCUGUUCAGCCACCAAGAACAACUGAUCCAAAUUUAAUCCCUAGUGCACCAUCAAAACCUGAGGUAACCGAUGUCAGCAAAAACACAGUGACAUUGUCGUGGCAACCAAAUCAAAAUGCAGGUGCUACCCCAACCUCCUAUAUCAUUGAAGCUUUCAGCCAUACAUCUGGAAGCAGCUGGCAGACCGUAGCAGUAAAUGUGAAGACUGAAACAUAUGCUGUAAAGGGUCUGAAGUCUAACGCUAUUUACCUCUUUCUUGUGAGAGCUGUCAAUGCCUAUGGAAUUAGCGACCCUAGUCCAAUUUCUGAUCCCGUGAAAACUCAAGAUGUUCCCCCUACAAGUCAGGGUGUGGAUCACAAACAAGUUCAGAAAGAGCUCGGAGAUGUUGUUCUUCAUCUUCACAAUCCUGCCGUCCUUUCCUCUUCCUCGAUUGAAGUGCAGUGGACUGUGGAUCAACAAUCUCAGUACAUCCAAGGAUACAAGAUUUUGUACAGGCCUAUCUCAGGCAUACAUGUGGACACCGACUGGACAACUCUUGAUGUGAGAACCCCUGCGAAGAACAGUGCUGUCAUUCCCGAGCUCAAGAAAGGAGUGAACUAUGAGAUUAAAGUCCGUCCUUUCUUUAAUGAAUUCCAGGGGGCAGACAGUGAAGCAAAGUUUGCACAAACCCUUGAGGAAGCUCCAAGUGCUCCGCCUCAAAGUGUAACCGUUGCUCCAAGUGGUGGGAAUGGGACUGCUAUCAUGGUUUCCUGGCAACCACCCCCAGAGGAUGCUCAGAAUGGCAAGGUUCAGGAAUAUAAGAUCUGGUGCCUUGGGAAUGAAAGCCGAUACCACAUUAACAAGACCGUGGAUGGUUCCACAUUUUCACUGGUAAUCCCAUCGCUGGUUCCAGGCAUUAAAUACAAAGUUGAAGUGGCAGCAAGCACUGCUGCUGGACCUGGUGUAAAAAGUGCCCCCAAGUUCAUACAGUUAGAUUCCAGUGGAAACCCGUACUCGUCAGAUGUCAGCCUGGCCCAGCAGAUUUCUGAUGUGGUUAAGCAGCCGGCAUUCAUUGCUGGCAUAGGCGCUGCCUGCUGGAUUAUUCUGAUGGUUUUUAGCAUCUGGCUAUACCGACACCGCAAGAAGCGCAGUGGGCUAAGUAGCAGCUAUGCUGGAAUAAGAAAAGUCCCCUCUUUUACCUUCACACCAACAGUGGCAUAUCAGAGGGGUGGAGAAUCUGUGAGCAGCGGUGGGAGACCAGGGCUGUUAAACAUUGGAGAGCCAGCAUCCCAGCCAUGGCUGGCAGACACAUGGCCACACACUGGUAACAACCACAGCGAGUGUCCUAUCAACUGCUGUACAUCAGGAAAUGGAAACAGUGACAGCAAUCUCACCACCUACAGUCGCCCAGCGGAUUGCAUUGCUAACUAUAACAACCAGCUAGAUAACAAACAGACCAAUCUGAUGCUUCCUGACUCCGCUGUUUAUGGUGAUGUUGACCUAAGCAAUAAAAUAAAUGAAAUGAAAACAUUUAAUAGCCCAAACUUGAAAGAUGGCCGUUUCCUAAGCCAGCAAGGACAGCCAACUCCCUACGCCACAACCCAGCUUAUCCAGUCCAGCAUCAGUAAUAACAUGAACAGUGCUGCUGGGGAUGUGAAUGAGAAGCAAUGGAAACCUUCUGCGCAGCAGAAACAGGAGGUACCACCUAUACAGUAUAACAUCAUGGAACAAAACAAACUAAAUAAAGAUUUUCGAGUAGCAGACAGUGCUGUUUCGCAGACCAUUCCUUAUAAUCAGUCACAUGACCAGAACACAGGUGGUUCUUACAACAGCUCAGACCGAGGCAGCAGUACGUCAGGAAGUCAAGGUCACAAGAAAGGUACCAGAACACCUAAACUACCUAAGCAGUCAGGUAUGAAUUGGGCAGACCUUUUGCCACCACCCCCUGCACAUCCUCCACCCACUACUAGCACAGGCGAUGACUUCAGCUUAUCUGUCGAAGAAAGUUAUGAUCAUGAAAUGCCCUGCCCAUUGCUUCCAACAAGGAUGUAUCUUCAAAGAGAUGAACUGGAAGAAGAAGAAGAUGAAGAUGAUGAAGACCGAGGUCCUACACCACCUUUACGUGGGGCAGCAUCCUCCCCAGCUGCGGUCUCAUAUAGUCACCAGUCCACUGCCACUCUGACCCCUUCACCCCAGGAGGAGCUGCAGCCUAUGUUGCAGGACUGUCAGGAAGACAUGGCACUCAUACAUCACCCAUCAGACAGAAGGCGUCAUCCAAUUAGCCCACCUCCUCCUCCUAGACCCAUUUCUCCUCCUCAUACAUAUGGCUAUAUUUCUGGACCUAUUGUUUCUGAUAUGGACACUGAUGCACCUGAUGAGGAGGGAGAUGAAGCAGACAUGGAAGUCGCUAAGAUGCAACCAAGAAGAGUUAUGUUGCGUGGACUGGAGCAGACUCCUGCUUCUAGUGUUGGAGACUUAGAAAGUUCUGUCACUGGGUCAAUGAUUAAUGGGUGGGGCUCAGCCUCAGAAGAUGACAACAUGUCAAGUGGACGGUCGAGUGCUGUCAGCUCUUCUGAUGGAUCAUUUUUCACAGAUGCGGACUUUGCACAGGCUGUAGCUGCAGCAGCAGAAUAUGCUGGGCUCAGAGUAGCCAGACAUCAGCUAGGAGAAGCUGAUGGUGGCCGGAGAAACUUCCCCUGUUCACACUGCCCAAGACCCACAAGCCCAGUAUCCACAGACAGUAACAUGAGUGCAGCUGUAAUGCAAAAAACAAGGCCUAUGAAGAAAUUGAAACAGCAAGCCGCACAUCUACGAAGGGAAAACUGUACAGACGAUCUUCCUCCCCCACCAUUGCCACCACCUGCUGUAAAGUCCCCAACAGUUCACUCAAAGUCGCAGCUUGAGUCCCGGUCACUAAUGUCAACCAGGCUGCCUUUAACAGACCAGAGAGCAGACCGUUCGGCAGAAAAGAAAGGGGCUUGCUACAUGGGUAGGGAGGCAGCAGAUACCAGGCAGCACUCAGAUGGACGGAACAGCUCGUCAGAACGCAAAGAUUCCCAGGAGCGACAAGGGGAAGGAAAGGUACGAGGAACAAAAUCAACAAAACGAGAAGGUGCACCUGGAAGGACUCGAACUCAACAAGGUGCAGAAGAUAUCUUGCCAUAUAGCAGACCAACGUUCCCUACAUCACAUAGUCCCAGAGAUCCCAGUUCGUCCAGCUCUAUGUCAUCAAGGGGAUCAGGUGGCAGGCGAAGGGAAGACCAAGUCCAAGCAGGGCGAAGAAAUGCUGCAGAGAUGCAAGUACUGGGAACAUAUGAACAGGAGGAAGAUGAAGAUGAAUUGGAGGAAACUGCAAGCUGAAGAAGAAAGGAGGAAAGACAUUGAAGAAAACCUGCCUAAAAAGAGCUGACCAGAGGAACUGUGAAUGGUUCCUUGCCUCUAGCCUGAUAAUUGAUGCCAGAAAUAAUGUUCAGUGCAAUCAGAUUGUGUAAAAUGUAAUUUUUUUAAUCAUGCCAACUGACCACUUUUUAAUGUGUUGUUUUAAUUUAUGACUGGAUUGUUAUUACCCAUUUUCAGGUAGUAAAAUGUAUACAAGGGUCUGUUUCUAAGCACUGCCAUGGUGAAUAGGUGAUAGCAUCUUCUGUUGUGAGAUGCUCUGCCCAUCAGGCACCUGAACAGACCAUUGCAAAAUGUUUACUUUAGCUACAAGCAGAUUGGGGUGGCCAAUUGUGUAAAUACCAUAUGUUGUUUUACCUUGAUUAUGGUCAGUGCUCCUGGUACAUUAACUUGUCUUCCUUGUUUCUAUCGUUAAUGCUGUAAGGCUAGGGGUGAGCAGUGGGUCUGGCAAGUCAGUCUUCUGUUACUGGCUUAACCCAGAAUGACGACUUCCUGUUACACUCACCAGAAACAAAUGUAGUUUUUUUUUUAAUUAAAACUAAAAAAAAAAACAUGUCUACCUGAAGCCUGACAGGCACAAAUCCUAUGUUUACCCUUAUUUUUAGUAUGUCAUACUACCCCAAAGAAGUGCCACUUAGGGAAAAUGUAUUUGAUUUCUUGUUUUUUGUAAUGCACUGUGUUUCUUCUCUUUGGUUUUAAAAGCACAAUCACUAAACUUUUAUUUUUAAACCAUUGUAUCUAUUAACAUUUUUUUUGUCUUUUACUGAAGAGUAAACUAUGAGAAACUUUGUUGAUACUGGAGUCAUAGUAAUGGUUUGUAUGAUGGUAAAUUGUGAAGCUAAACUAAUGAGCAUGGGCCGUAAACUGGACUUCUUGCUUUUCUGGACUCGCUGAAACAAUGAAAGAGAAUGCAAUGGCUCAUGUCUACAUUACCCUUUUCAAACACUCAGGAUUACUGAGUUUAAUUGAAGGCAGACAAUGCUUUAAAUCUUCCAAAUGUGCCCACCACUCUGACUUUUCAGUUACAUUCGUUCCUUGGCAUUUGACAUUGGUGCUACUGGAAGUUUGUUCAUCGAAUCAUGGAAAACUUGCAGGACUUGCUUUCCCCACCACAGAAAAAUAAACAAGAAAUUAUUUGGGUGACUAUAUAAGGACUGAAAGUAUCAAAUAAAGUCUUGUUUAAUUUAGUUACAAUGACAAAUAUGUUUCCAUAGUGAAAGUGUGCUGAGGGAACAAUUCACCAGAUUAAUGUUUUCAUUACAUUCAUGUAAGAAACAACUUAUUUUUAGCCAUAAAUUUGCAUACUGAGGAUCAGAUAUUCAGAAGCAUAAUUUUUUGCCACACUAUUUAUUAAAAAUGUCCUCAAAUAUA
Molecule: messenger RNA, 7360 nt
Organism: Protopterus annectens (West African lungfish)
Lineage: Eukaryota; Metazoa; Chordata; Ceratodontiformes; Protopteridae
Gene: ROBO1
Product: roundabout guidance receptor 1
Exons: 30
Coding region: 1079-5953 (1624 amino acids)
Biological process (GO): axon midline choice point recognition; Roundabout signaling pathway; axon guidance
Molecular function (GO): axon guidance receptor activity; protein binding
Source: RefSeq, a predicted model, not a curated record